AUGAGAGGUCGUGAUAUUCGAGUCAAAACUGUGCGAUACCCAAUCUCGAAACACUUGCGGGCGUCCUAUGACCAAAAAAAAGAAUGGUGCAAUAUUCGACAGCGAAACUUUUGCGCUGUCAAGUCUGCUCUUCUCCGUGGAGAUACCAGCGUUACCCUUCUGAAUUGGUAUGAUGUUCCAGACUACAUGUGGAAUCAUCUUACUCAGGCCGAUGAAGAAAUCGACACACUCCAAAUCGAUGCUUUUGCGCUCACUCCCAAACCCGCCCAUGACCCGGAUCCAAGCGGCAACUUACAGGCGGAUGCUCGAAAAGACAUUGAGUCAAGAAAGUGGUACGGUUUGAAGUUCACCUUCGUCAAAGUACUUGCCAAGGGAGGUCAAGGAUAUGUUUCAUUGUGGCAUGUCACCUUCGACGACGGCUCGACCAAGAAAGUCGUGAUCAAGAAGGGUCUAAGUCCCUCGUUCGAUCCCGAAAAGGAAGCCUCAUUCCACCUACGGUACAAAGAUGCGGAACACACGACCCAGGUCAUCGAUCUAAACCAGUAUUCCAAAGACAUACAGGAAGAACUGCUGAAAAAAGACCCAGCAUGCCGCCCACGGUUUAUGAAAGGAUAUCCCUGGGAUGCCAAACGCCUGGGAUGCGCUGUCUUUGAGUAUGUUGCCUAUGGUGAUGUAUGGAAGUACAUGGAGUCUAUUGUUCCAGGGAAGAAAAAGAAGUUCCCAAAUCAAGUUCUUUGGGGGAUAAUGGAAUGCUUUGCCCUGGCACUUGCCACUGUUUCAUAUACACCGAGUUUCGACGGAGAUAAUACCUUCGAGAAGGAUUAUAGAAGAGCCGAAGAGUUAGAUAAGGUGGAGGAUCUUUUGGACCAUGGCAGGCGUGCAUGGUAUUCGGAACAUGAUGUCCAUCAAGACCUGGAAGCACUCAAUGUACUCAUGGGUGAAGAUCCAGCUCAUGGAAACCAGCCUAUUUUCAAGUUGCAUGAUUUGGGAGCGUUUAGUGAAUGUAUGCGCAGAGAAUGGAGAAAUGUGACCGAAUUCAAGAUUUGGGAACGACGGCAUUACCCCAAGGAUCACGCUGUAACACCAGUAGGGUAUUGUCAGGAACAAAUAAGCAAAGAAUGGGACAGCCUUCCUAUCCGAUGUGAGAAAUCAGAGGUACAGAAGAUGUUUUGUGGCUCAGAUUUCCGAAGGGGGACCAAGUGUGCCGGACGAUAUGGGACAUGGACCAAUGUUUUUCUUAUUGCCAGAGUGAUGGAGUCUAUGAUUACCCGGGAGAUUAUGAGGACCAAAUGCAUGCUUGGGUCGACCCAGAGCUACGCGACCUCCUCUGCAUGUGCCUCUACGAAAACCCUGCCGACAGACCCAAACCACUGGAUAUACUGA
Fusarium pseudograminearum CS3096 is the source of this 1383-nucleotide messenger RNA. RefSeq lists its product as uncharacterized. The coding region runs from base 1 to 1383 and encodes 460 amino acids. The transcript is spliced from 7 exons. NCBI's taxonomy places the organism in Eukaryota, Fungi, Ascomycota, Sordariomycetes, Hypocreales, Nectriaceae. The record is from RefSeq and is a predicted model, not a curated record.